UUACCUUGUCAUAUUAUAACACCGAAAUACGUCGUUAACACAGUUUUACAUACUUUCUUUGGUUCAAGGAUAGUAAGACAAUGAUAUCUUCUAUUUUGUUAAUCGUAGUUUUGGCAACUCUUGUAGUAGAUCUUGAGUGUGGGACUAAUUUCAUGAAACCAGUAUUCAAUGCAAUGACAACAUAUUUAUGGGCAAAAGACAUAUACAGCAAUGAAACAGUAACCGAUGAAAGUACUGUCAUGUACAAUGGGGAAGUAUGUCAGAUUGUAAAUUUAAAUCUGCUGAUGAGACAUGUUGCCAGGUAUCCAUCACUUUACUGGAUACGAAGGAUGGAAAAUUUGCAUAAUAUGAUCAAGAGUGACCCGGAUGUAGUUAAGAAACACAGAUUCUUGAAGACAUGGAUAAUCCCGUUUGCAGAAGAACAUGCAUAUUCCAUGUCCGCACUAGGAACCGAAGAAGCGACAGCUCUAGGCAGAACAUUCGGAAAAAAAUUCAAACAGUUAUUUGAAGGGAAAACUAACCUAAUAGAUUAUACCAUAACAAGCAAGGAAGUUACUCGGCAAAGUUUUGUUGCGUUCUACAAAAGUUUGAAUGAAACGUUACUAGCUGAUGCAUCUAGACCAAAUCCAGCGGUGGACGAUUCAAGACUCCGUUUUUAUUCAAAAUGUAAGAAAUAUAGAACGUACAGCGAUAAAUCAAAUGUAGAAUAUGAUUUAUUUGUUGGUGGAAUACAGAUGAAAACAGUUGUUGAUAAGAUAAAGACACUACUCGGGAUGGCAAACUUAAACGCAGAACAAGUCAUCACCAUGCAUCAGAUUUGUGCCUUUGAACUUGGAAUGUUUAACAAAUCAGACUGGUGCAGCUUUUUCACUUUGGAUGAUCUUAACGUGUUAGACUACCUAUUUGAUUUAUCGCACUACUGGCAGAGAGGUUUUGGUUACGCAAUAAACUGGCAAAUGACCUGUCCUUUUACUAGUCACAUGUUCAAACGAUUUGAUGACACCAUCGCAAAUCAAAAUGAGACUACAGUAGCUGAUAUCCAAUUUGCGCAUUCUUACACACUUCUCCCUGUUUAUACAGCAUUUGGAUUAUUCAAAGACUCUAAUAAACUUUUAGCUAACAAUUAUGAAGCAAACAAAAGUCGCCGAUUUCGGGUUAGCAGGACAUGUCCAUUCUCAGCAAAUUUAGGUACUGGCCUUUACAAGUGUGAAGUUAGCGGGAAUUUUGUCGUAAAAAUGUUUGUGAAUGAAGACGCAGUUGACAUUCCUGCAUGUGGCAGUAAAGUGUGCCUUUAUCAGGAGUUCAAACAGGCCUAUAAAUUUCUCGAUGAUUGUAACUUUGAAAAGAUUUGUAGAACACAAUAAAAGUUUUCUUGAAUA
This is a messenger RNA of Mytilus californianus (California mussel), 1379 nucleotides long. RefSeq names its product multiple inositol polyphosphate phosphatase 1-like. The record is from RefSeq and is a predicted model, not a curated record. Gene Ontology annotation, molecular function: inositol phosphate phosphatase activity; acid phosphatase activity. NCBI's taxonomy places the organism in Eukaryota, Metazoa, Mollusca, Bivalvia, Mytilida, Mytilidae. The transcript has 4 exons. Bases 81 to 1364 code for a protein of 427 amino acids.